UUCCAUCAUUCUUCUUCCUCAUUGGACUUUGCACGGAGAGACUGGUAUUUAUAGUUGGUUUUAUUAUAGAAGAAACAGAUGGACUGAAGCUGUAAUAAUGAUUGUUUCAUUUCACACUGAGGCGUCAGUUUCAUCCAACAGAGCAAACAUGCAGAGCAGCCUGUUUGUGCUCAUUCUGAUGGGCGAGUGUUCCUUCUGCCUGGAUUGCCUCUACGAGUACCACUUUGUGGAGAAGAAGAAGACCUGGGAUGAAGCCCAGAAGUAUUGCAGGGAGAAGCACACCGACCUGGCCACGGUGUACGACAUGGAGGAUGUGAAGAGGCUCAUGGAGAAUAUGGAGGAACUCUGUGACUCAGCAGAGAGUCAAAGCAAAGCCUGGAUCGGGCUGCGGAAGCAAACCAGUGGCCCCAUGACGUGGCACUGGUCUCUACCGGGGGAGAAGUUCAACGACAGUGAGACACAAUGGAAAGAAGGGCAGCCAGACAAUACCCAAGAUCCUGAGAACUGUGUGGUGAAUCAAAAUGGCGAAUGGUUGAACUUCCCUUGUACUGUGGAAUGUGAAUUCAUCUGCUACGACGACACAGAGCCAACACGUUUCCACUUGAUUGAACAGAAUAAAACUUGGCUUGUGGCUCAAAGCAUCUGUAGAGAAAAUUACACCGACCUGGUCAGUGGAAGUAAACAGCUAUAUGACUCAGAGUUCACAAUACUGCCUAAAACGGACAAAGACCUGUGGAUCGGCCUGUUCAGAGACACCUGGAAGUGGUCCGAUAACAGUAGUUCUUCUUUCAGACACUGGGAUCAAAUAUCAGAACAAGAUGACAAUAGUGAUGAAGGCAGAGACGAAGACCAGAAAUGUGCGACUGUGUCUGAUGGGAAAUUGAGCUCAGAUGAUUGUGAUGGUGAACACCCCUUCGUCUGCUACGAUGAUGAAGUCAUCCUGAUCAGGGUGAACAAGACCUGGGAGGAGGCCCUGGAUUACUGCAGGGAGCACCACCGGGAACUGGCCUCCGUCACCGACUGUCACCAGCAGGCGCAGGUCCAACAGAGGGCCAAGCGGGCCGACACUCCCUACGUCUGGAUGGGGCUGCGCUACACCUGCACCCUGGGGUUCUGGUUCUGGCUCACUGACGAGGUUGUCGAUUACAAGAACUGGAACUCGACGACGGAGGUGGAUGGUUGCGACAUGUCCGGAGCCAUGGAAACAGGAGGAGGUCAUAAGUGGUUCAAAAAGAGUGCUCGCAAGGAGUUUAAUUUCAUCUGCUUGAGGCGUUGA
Molecule: messenger RNA, 1276 nt
Organism: Gasterosteus aculeatus aculeatus (three-spined stickleback)
Lineage: Eukaryota; Metazoa; Chordata; Actinopteri; Perciformes; Gasterosteidae
Product: C-type mannose receptor 2
Source: RefSeq, a predicted model, not a curated record